Molecule: messenger RNA, 2203 nt
Organism: Pimephales promelas (fathead minnow)
Lineage: Eukaryota; Metazoa; Chordata; Actinopteri; Cypriniformes; Leuciscidae
Product: piggyBac transposable element-derived protein 4
Source: RefSeq, a predicted model, not a curated record
UGCCAACCGCCAAUCAAAUCAAAGAAGAAGAAGUGAAAUCUGCCCUCAAUGCGCUCACCAAGACGGCCGACCAAAGCGGGAAGAAACUUCUACAAUCCAGAAAUAAAGAGAGUUAGCCAAAUUACAAAUUUGAAUCCUGUUUUCCCGUAGACAGUAAAAGAAAGGAUUUUUUUCCUGUUCUCAUUUAGCGCUGGUCUGGCCUCACCCACCGGCAGAGUGCGUCAUUCACAUGAUAAUGACCUGAAUGUGUGAAACUCCCUCGAUCAACAGGAUAAAACUGGCGGCAAACUCUUGUCUGGCUUUAUUGACUUUUCCUCAAGAUGGCUCACGAGGAAGCUCUUCGGAUGAUCAUAGACAGCGAGGAAGAAUUCACUUGUUCGUCAGAGUCAGAAGAUGAUGAAGACUUUGAUGAUGAAGACCUGCAUCCAGCGCAGGACACAUUUUCUGAAGAGAAUGUGAUUCCUUCACGUGGACCUUACACAAGACGCAAACAUCGUUCAGUUUUCAGCACGGUUGAGAAUAUUGAAUGUGAGAGUGACAGUGACCAGAUUCCUGUUUUAAAGAGAGCCAAGACUCCGUCAUGGAGAAAAGAGACUGAUGUCGAUGUGGCUCCGAAGUCUCUGAGAUUCCUGCCGGCUCGGGAGCCUGGGCCACAGUUGAAUCUUGCUGAUUCGCACUCUCCUAUGAGUCUUUUCAAACUGUUUUUCUCAGAGAGCGCCGUGUCCAAUCUGUGCCACAACACAAACGCUCAGGCUGCCAGAGCACUCGCAAAGGGUCGUAAAUACAGUUGGGCAGAUGUCAGUGUUGGCGAUCUGUACCGCUACAUUGGACUCGUUUUCUACAUGGCCUCUUUGAAGAUGAGCUCCAUCGCUGACUACUGGCGACAGGACAGUCUCUUCUCUUUGCCUUUUCCCUCCACAGUCAUGUCUAGGGAACGAUACCGCACCAUUUCAUGGAAUUUGCACAUGAGCCACCCAGACGCAGACAAGGAAAAUGACAAAAAGAAGGGAACAGCUGAACAUGACCAGCUUUUCAGAGUAAGACCCCUCAUGGACACUAUCCGUCUUGCAUGCAAAACCUUUUAUCAUCCCAGAAGAAAUUUAGCUGUGAAGGAAAGACUGGUAGCAUGCAGAGCAAAUGCAGGAAUGAGAAGAUUCAUGAAAGCCGAGCCAGCAAAGCUGGGCUUCAAGUUUUUUGUCCUUACUGACUCGUCGAAUGGAUAUACUGUGGACCUCUCUGUGUACACGGGCAAGAACAUCUUUCCCACAGGCCUUGGGCUUUCUUAUAAUGCCGUGAUGUCUCUCCUGGACAAGAAAGUUUUGGGCUCUGGGUACCAUGUGUACAUGGACGAUUUCUACACAAGUCCAAAGCUCUUAACUGACUUGUUUGCUAUGAAGUUUGGUGCUUGUGGGACUUACAGAGACUAUAGGAAGGACUUUCCACAAAGCUCAUCUAAUUCACUGACCAAAAAGUCCAGCAGGGGAUCCAUCCGGUGGAUUCGGGAUGGGCCUCUAGUGUAUGUGAAGUGGAUGGACAAACAAGAGGUGUCCAUUUGCUCCACCAUCCAUGCUGCCUAUACAGGAGACCGUGUGCAACGAAAAGUAAAAGCACAUGAUUCACGGUGGACAAAGUCUUUUCCAUGUCCUGCGCCAGUAACCGCUUACAACCGGCACAUGACAGGUGUUGACCCGUCCGACCAGCUGUUGCAGUAUUACACCGUACAGCACAAAACCAUGAAGUGGUACAGAAAAGUAUUUCUACAGUUCUUGGAUGUUGCUGCCACCAACGCUUUCAUCUUGCACAAGGAGCUACACGGCAACAUGACACACAAGGUGUUUAUGGAAGAGCUUAUUGAAGAGCUCUGUGGUGUGUCUGAGAAAUCAGAUCCAAAAAAGACCUGUAAGGACCAUGUGCCGGUUCCAGGAGCUGAGCUUACCUCAGAUGUCAGAAAGAUUGCCACUGUUGGUCGCCGCAUAUGUGUGCAUUGCAAAGCAGUGCGUAACAAGAAGCAACAAACACCAUGGAAAUGCCAGGCAUGUGACGUUCAUUUGUGUCUUCAGUUAAACAGGAACUGUUUCCAGGAAUGGCACAACAAUUUUUGAGUGUUCAAACCUGGGUGCACAAAAAUGUGCCUUCAAUUACACACCCUCUUUUGUAUUUGAUUUUAUUAUGUACACUAUUUUUUAAAUAAACUAUAAAUGUG